CAUGUGAUGCGCAACAUGACCACACAGCCCUUCUUCUCCUGUCUUAAGAUGUCAGGCUGCAGUGUUUUGCAGUGAUUCUGAGCCAAUGUUCAACUGUAUGGGAGCAUUAAGCCGAAUCCUCCACCAUCAUCAUGUUUUCAUCCUUGCAGGGGGAGGGAGGGUUGACUACGAGGCAAAGUGGGGGGAGAGACAGACACACACGAGGCCUAGUCGCCACAUCUUUUCAUGCGAAGAAGCUGUGCCGCUAAACCACCCGUUUUUGGUUUCCCAAAACAACUCCGGCCCGGGCCUCAGUCCGCGGUCUAGAGUUUGAUAGCGGGCUGUUUGAGACGGAAGCACGUCGGUGUGUAGCAGCCAGCCAGCCCCUGUGCCCCAACCACCAUCAUGGGAGACAGUAGAGAUUCCCGCAGCCCAGACAGUUCGUCUGUGUCCUCCCCUCCAUCGGGGCAACGCUCGCCUCCUCUGGUUCCCUCAGCCGCAGCUUCCAUGACCUCCCUGCCUCCCAUCACCACCAGCGGAGUCAACAGCCCCAUCAGUAGCAUCGGCUCCCCCUUUUCCGUCAUCAGCUCUUCACUGGGAUCUCCCUGCCUACCUGGCACGCCAUCGGUGGGCUACGGCCCCAUUAGCAGCCCGCAGAUCAACUCAACGGUGUCCAUGUCAGGGCUCCAUGCAGUGAGCAGCUCCGAUGAUGUGAAACCUCCGUUGGGCUUGAAGCAGCUGUCGUCCCACAGCCCAGGGCCGAUGCUUUCCCAGAAACGCCUUUGUUCCAUCUGUGGAGACAGAUCCUCUGGUAAGCACUACGGUGUCUACAGCUGUGAGGGCUGUAAAGGCUUCUUCAAGCGUACCGUGCGCAAAGACCUGACCUACACCUGUCGGGACAAUAAAGACUGUAUGGUGGAUAAGAGACAGAGGAACCGCUGCCAGUACUGCCGCUACCAGAAGUGCCUGGCUAUGGGCAUGAAGAGAGAAGUGGCCAAGAUGAACGACAGAUCUGUCCAAGAGGAGCGACAGAGGAACAAGGAACGAGAAGGCGAGGUGGAGUCGACUAGUGCGGUGAACGAGGAGAUGCCAGUGGAAAAGAUUUUGGAAGCGGAGAUGGCUGUAGAGCAGAAGACAGAGCUUCAUGCAGAUGGAAGCUCAGGCGGCAGCUCUCCCAAUGACCCUGUCACCAACAUCUGUCAGGCAGCAGACAAGCAGCUCUUCACUCUGGUGGAGUGGGCCAAGAGGAUCCCUCACUUCUCUGAGCUGCCCCUGGACGACCAGGUGAUCCUGUUACGUGCAGGCUGGAAUGAACUCCUGAUUGCAUCGUUCUCCCAUCGCUCCAUCUCAGUGAAGGACGGGAUUUUACUGGCCACUGGCCUGCAUGUCCACAGGAACAGUGCUCACAGUGCAGGUGUUGGAGCCAUCUUUGACAGGGCGCACAAUGCCGAGGUUGGGGCCAUAUUUGACAGGGUUUUGACAGAGCUUGUAAGCAAGAUGAGAGACAUGCAGAUGGACAAGACCGAGCUGGGCUGCCUUCGAGCCAUCAUCCUCUUCAACCCAGAUGCCAAGGGUUUGUCCAACUCCAGUGAAGUGGAGCUCCUGAGAGAGAGGGUCUACGCAUCUCUCGAGACUUACUGUAAACAGAAAUACCCCGAUCAGCAGGGCAGGUUUGCAAAGCUCCUCCUCCGGCUCCCAGCACUGCGCUCCAUUGGUCUAAAAUGCCUGGAGCAUCUGUUCUUCUUUAAACUGAUUGGUGACACACCCAUUGACACCUUCCUGAUGGAGAUGCUAGAGGCGCCUCACCAGCUCACCUAGAGGGGCCAGGUUCGGUCCGGUCAGGACUCGAUUCAAACCAGGAUUACCAACACGUUACCCCUAUGUUGGGUCGUUGGCUCUUCUCUUUGGGCCUCACUUAACUGCAGCACCUGCUGGUUUUAAUGUACCAGCUGUCACACUUGUACACACAUACACAACAACACACACAUAUACCCUGCGGCUAAUUAUCUUCACGCACACACAUGCAGAUCUUAACUUGCAUACAUGACUUGACAUAAAACAUAACUAAUACACAGAUAAUAUGGCUCUGAAUGAACAAUAUGCUAACACACACACACAUUUUUACCAUCUUUUCCCAAAUUCAAUUUUCCACCAUAGGGGGUUACGACUCAAGGAAUAUAUCCCCUUUUUAUCACAUACAUACAGUAAAUGUCUUAAUUUUAAGUUAGCCUUCAGUUUUCACAUUUUCAUCUCACAGUGGGUUUUUGCUUCUGCGUAACUGGUAUACUUCCCUUGUUUUUACUUGGGUUACUUAGUUACACUGCUAGCUGCACCUCUCUGUAUUAUAUCCAUCACUAGCCAGUCAGUUAUUCAUGUAUGGUUUUAGCUUAAAAUCAGGUGCGUAGCAUUUCAAUCAACUGUCCACCAUCAAACAAAUUCACUUCUUAUUGGUCAGGAGGUGUCCUAUAAUGGACAGGCAGACAUACCCUCCCAGUGAGUUCAUCCAAUCUCAUAAACAUUGAAAUAUUUUAUGCUUUUUUAAAUAUUGAUGCUGAAACUUGUUUGAGUUUCUAUUUUGAAGUACUGUACUCAUGAAAUGAGAGCUUUUUCCAAGGCAUUGAAAUCCAGGAAAAGGGGGGUGGGAGCACUUUGUUGAACAGACAAGCUUUGUCCCUCUCACCCUCAUGCGCACAGUGGGCUUUGUAAGACAAGAAGAAUGACUUGAAUUUUUUUUUUCUUCCUAAUUUUGAUUUUAUCCUUUUCAAUACUUUGGCAGUUGGCUGGCAUUUUAAACAGCUUGAGGCUCACAGGAAGUACAGCUUCAUGCAAGACAAAAUCGUAUUUGUUAGUCUUUUAGUUACCCCAAAUCCUCCCUUUGCUGGUGGUCAUUUAUGCACUUUUGUGAGUUGUAACUGUGUAAAUGUUCCUGUUUCCUAGAAAUGACCAUCUAUUCUCAGACACCUAAGAUGACCUUGAAGGUACUAUGUGUAGGGUUUUCUCAUUAUUGCAUCAUCAUCAAAUCAGAUGUGAUGAUUUGUUAUAGAACUUGAUAAAUAAUUGGCCACUUCCUGUACAGAUGAUAACCAGGUUGGGGAAUUAACACUUAACCAACAAUCAAAUGGUUGAAAAAUUGGGCUGGCGGCAGCUAUGUUAGUCUGUCCUAACACCCAGUCCAGCUGAAAGUCUAUUAUUCUUGAUAGGUUGCUCUUUAUUCCAGAAAUCUUCAUUGUAUCAUCUGUCCAUUGGCUAUGGAAGAGAAAAACCAUUUUCUGUGCUCUUUGAACAAUUCUGCGUAUAAUUGGCCAGCCUCUGAGUUGUGUGGCCUACUGUUCAGUAGGUAUCGAGUAAAUAAAUAAAUCUGACGUUUGACCCCUCUACCCAGCAGCUAUUGAAGUGUCCUUGUACAAGAUUCUUAAGCAGUUUGAGAUAUGUAUAUGUAUUCAAGAUGCUGAUAUCUGUUCCCUCUAUAAAAUGAGGUGCGAAAAGCUGAAUUUUUGUGCAAAACAAAAAACAGCAGCAGAGAUUAGAAAUGUAACAACCAGAUGAAAUCAUCUGACAGUGGCAAUAAUGUAACAUUUUAUAUCACCUUUUAUCGGCAGUACUUUUGCAGUCCACUGCUCAUGCAUGGAUCACUGGCUGUGGAUAUAGAUUGGUUAUGCACGACUGUUUGAAUUACAAAGGACCCAUCGUGUGUCGUGUUACUAUAAUGCAAUAAUGAAAUAAGUAAGUGCUAUAUAAUGGAAAUCCUACACCUACUACCUGCUGCUUUGAAAACUUUAUUCAGUGUGUAUUGGCUCAAUGCUUGCUACUUUUGUACAGUAGAUGUAAAUAAUAAUAAAAAACACAGGAGUCAUGCAAAACAAAGGCCUCUUCACACUCAUGUGAAUGUGAAAUAUGUGGCUCCAACAAACAAAUUGAAAAGCUCUAUUUUUUUGCUGUUGAAUCAACAUUAGACUUGCCUCCCGUGUAUUGACAUCACCAUGAAAUUGUUAUUGAGCCCAGGGCCAAACCACACCUCACUGCUGCUUUUGCACCAACCUCUGCCAAUGUUUCCUGUUUUUGGUAAUUGAUUGACUGGAUUUCAUUGACAAUGGCACUUGAUAUUUACAGUGAUUGACAUUUGUGGGAAACUGAAUCUGAGCAUUGCAGUGAAAAGUCAAAUGCAGCUACCACAUGAUCAGGAGAUAUACAGUAAACUAUGAAUUAAACCGUCUACACACGCUCGAAUGUGAGCAAUACUGGGGUACACAUAAAUGUUUGUUACCAUUUUUGUUAGUAAAGUAUUUAAAAGAGUGUUGGCAUUCUGAGGUAUAUGUAGCCUUUUUAUUUGUCACCACAUUUAAUAGAAAUUAGAAACUUACAUUUUGCAGUAUCAUUCUACAGGGAAGAGGUACAGCUGUCCUCUACCAGGUGCUAAAUAACUAAUAUGGACUUUUAGUUUAAGACUUGCACAUUUUCAUCAAUGCAAACACGGUAUGCAAGUACACAGACAAAUCAGAAAGCCAUUCUCCAUUCUUUGAACAGGUUUUUUUUUUUUUUGACCUAUAACUUUAUUGCAGACUCCCAAGUAUGAAAAAUGAACACCAGCUAAGUGCUUGUACAUUUUGGCUGUGGCUGAUAAGUCUUUGUACUCUACCAGACACAGCCAGUGUCUUUUGUAUUUUAGAAAGCAGUUAGACUGGUGGAAGCAAUGAAAGUAGCUGUUGAAUUUUGGGGUCCACCAGCUACUUUAACCAGAAUGAACAAUGAGCUUCCUGCCUUGCAGAUAGUCCAAAUACGUCUUCUCAGAGAGGAUCUUUGGCCUCCCCCCAUGUGAUGUGGACUUGGAGGCUGGCAGUUAGGUGACCUGUGAGACAGGUGGUUUUGUUUAACAUGUCAGUAAGUUGGUCUAACCUUAAGAGUUUGGUGGUGUUUCAGUUUUUCUCCAUCCAUGCAUACAUACAGCCAACUCAACAAAGUACUCUCCAGAUGUCCAUUAACUUUCUACAUGCAGAGAAAAGUCAGCCCCUCGUGGACCACUGCUUCGUGAUUUUCGUGUUUGUUGGCAAAGAAUAGCAAUGUGGUGAUGAUUUAGGUGACAAGCACCACCAUCUGCCAGCAUUCUUGUACUGUAUAUGCUGUGGUAUGGUCUCAGUGCUUUAGUGGCUUGAGUUGGUUCAGAUGAUCUAAUGCGAGCAGUCAGAGUUUUGAGACUUGUGUGAAAAGGAUUUUGUGGCCACUGGACUUCAAGGUCUGUGAUCUGGAUUAGAGCUCAGACAAUUCAGACAGUUGGGCUGUGGAAUGAAGUUUGUAAUUUCAACCCAAAAUGAGUUUUUCCCUUGACUUUAGGAUGUGUGCUUUAGUGAAUAUUCUCAUAUUCUGUUAGGUUGACGUUUCAGCAACUUUCUCUGCAAGAUGUUUUUUUGUUUUUGAGCUUCCUCUGUUGAAUGUUUAAGCCUGCUGCUACUGCAUCAUGUUUAUAGCUGGGUAUGGGAAUGAUUACACAAUCAGUCAAGUGCUGGAGCAUCCACUCGUUGACAUUAAAAAUACUAGCCACACACACAGCUGACUGAGCGAAUGCCAAUCUUUGUUGAUGAUUCAUCAAAAAGUCAAAAUAUGCAACUUGUAUAUUCAUAUUGUGGUAACAUUGUUAAACAGUUGUCAUGCAAUAUGUGCAUUGUGUUUCUGGCAUUUGUAAAUUUUAGCUUGGUCUGUUACAUAAGUUAAUAUUAAUUGGCAGUGAAAUUAUUUAGAAUUCCCAUCCUUCCAUAUAACAGCAAUGCAUUUAAGUUUUGCUAUGCCAUUCCUAUUUUUCUUUACGUUUUGCUAUGAGCUUAGGUCAUUUAGAGGAUGAUAAACAGAUACAGUAAACCAAUUUUAAAAAGCUGUACAGUCAGUGCAGGUUCUGUAUGCUAAGCCACUUUAAGCUUUGCUGAUUAGGCAGACUGUUUUAGCAAGAGCUGGUGGUUUGGUAUUUCAGUUUUUUUAGCAUUUGUUAUAGGGUAUGUGUGGCCAUGUGUAUGCUUUUAUGCACAUGUUUAUGGAAUCUGUCUUCAGCUAUGCGUUUUGACUGGCAGAUACUAUAGCUUUGGCUAUGAUGUGCUGAGCGCUGUUGCAUUGAUUGUUGAACAAAAUAAUGAAAGGAUGCACAGAGCAAAAGGAGCUAAGCUGGAGGGGUGAUUAACUGGCAUGUUGACCUGAUGCUUUAUCAACACAACCCAGCUUCCUCCCUCCCUUCUCUUUGCCCUGUCUCCACUGCUUUACUUUAAACUUAACAAAUGCUUAUUCACUCACCCAUGUGAAAAUUACUGGGCUUUGCAUUGGAAUGGACUUGUAAAAUAAACCUAUGAUUCUUGGACUGUUUGAAAAGGAUGUGAAGCUUUUCGUGGGACAAGCAUUGGAGAGCUGUAAGGAAGGGAUUCAGUGCCGUGUGUCCCUCUUUGCUUACUUUACUUGACGGCAGAACAGCGACGAUGGAUCGCACCGCACUGCCCACAAAUGUUUGUCGUUGCAACCGUGUGCACUCAAGGCAGACGCAUGCUGUGACCUUUUGACUGUGUAGCAGUAUUGUUGUCGCCAUCUUUGUUACAUUUUGAAAUUACUUGCUUUUUGAAAAUAACGACAUUGAUUAAAUAUGCUUUUUUUUAUGGAUCGAAGGCUGUGACUUAAGAAUUGAUCAUUGUGUAUAGAUUAGAUAUCAGGGCGGCAUUUUUACCUAUUGACACAGGCCCCCUGGAGCCAAGGCCCAUCCUGUUAUGAUCAAUGAGGCAGUGUGUGCUAUGCAGCCUUGAAACCACCACCCUCACUGGUUUAUUUAUCACUGCCAAGCUGUUUGCGGAUGUGGCCGUUUUAAAUGCAGGGCCACUCAGUACCUAGUGCUUGUUUUUCAUGUAUGUCGUGCUUAUUGUGCAGCGCACUAAAGAGUGUGUGCUACCCUUGGCCUGUGUAGUGCACUAAUAGGAAUGGAAUAACAGCUCGUGUGGAGAGGGGAGGACUGGUCACUGGAGAGAGAAGUAGACCGGUGUGUGGCCCCCUCUGGGUGCUCAAGCUGUGCAUUGGUGCUUUUUUUUUUUAGUCCCCCCUGGCCUGAAAACAUCUGCUUUGGUUUCCAAGACACAGGGAAAUGCAUAUAUGAGUGAAAUGCAAAUAAGGAAUGAUUUAACAGGGCUAGCCCUAGACCUGCUUUUCUUCAGUUGCAUUUUGGUUGGGUGUUUUCUGCGACCGGGUCCACUGCAACCUGUUGUGUGUUUACUGUGUUAGAGUCAUGUAGCUGGAUACUACCAGCAAUAAAAACAAAACCUUCAGAUUCUGUUUUAGAUUAUGAGGGACAAACUGUGGCUCUACUUGUAGACACAUAGUUUAAAGGCCACUGAAAUCCACAGGUCUGGUUUGCUGGAGACACCUCUGAGCAGGAUCUGGUUACUUUGAAUGAACUUGAUGGGAGGGAUCAACUGAAUAUGAUUGCUCUCUUUAAGGUGGAGGUUGUUGUUGGUGUUUAAAAUUGGAGGGAUUGUGAAGGGUAGGUCGGAGUGAGAAGGAGGGAAGAAAAGAAGGGCAGGGACUUAAAAAACUCUGAUCAGGUGUUCAUUUGUCGAUCGAGAAGAAAACCUAUUUUCCAGUAGAUCUAGAAUCUUCCUUAAAUGUUUACUCUUCACCAUAAAAAAUUCACAUACUGUUUCUUUGUCUGGUUUCCUGUCUCCCUCUUCUUUGACUAUGCUAUUCAUCUUUUGUUUGUUACAAAGUAUUAAACAAAUACAAGAACUGUAAAAUCAGAAUGGAAUCUGUCACUCUUAUUUCUAAUUUUUCUGUCUUUCUCUUGUGUCUGUUCCCUGUCCUGUUUGUAUCCUAUUCCAUCGUACAUGUGGAGCUGACUGACUAUUGUGUGCUUCGGGGAUUGAAAGAAGAAAAAAAAAUAUGAAUAAUUUUUUCAGUCAUUAAUUCUGAAUCUUGUUUCUGUUUGUUGUAUCAUGUCUGAGUAAAGGUUUUAAUACUGUA
This is a messenger RNA of Siniperca chuatsi (mandarin fish), 7953 nucleotides long. RefSeq names its product retinoid x receptor, beta a (gene rxrba). The transcript has 13 exons. Gene Ontology annotation, molecular function: nuclear receptor activity; zinc ion binding; retinoic acid-responsive element binding. Gene Ontology annotation, biological process: response to retinoic acid; cell differentiation; retinoic acid receptor signaling pathway. Gene Ontology annotation, cellular component: RNA polymerase II transcription regulator complex; nucleus. Lineage: Eukaryota; Metazoa; Chordata; Actinopteri; Centrarchiformes; Sinipercidae. The coding region runs from base 385 to 1797 and encodes 470 amino acids. The record is from RefSeq and is a predicted model, not a curated record.